CUUAAAGAAAUACCAAAAAUGUGUUCAAAAUAAACACACACAUUCAUAUAAAAUUUCUCCUUUUAAUUUCCUUCAAUAAGUUUUUUACCUUAAAAACAUAUAUGUAUGUGUUUUGAUUACGAUAUUUGUGCUAUGAGUUCUCUGCCUCUGUGAAUGAUGUAUAUAUACUACCAGCUCUUUUCUAUUACAGUUCAGUAAUGAUUUAGUGCUUAUAACAUUCAAAGUAAAAAAAAUUGUACAACUGAUUUUUUUUUUUUUGGAAAUUUUUCUAUUGAAAUAUAAAAUUUUUUUUUGAUUCAGCUAUUAAAAAAAAACGUGUUAAAUCGAAAUUAUACUAUAAUAUAAAUACAUACAUGUGUAUAUAUUUUUUGAAAAAUAUACAAAUGAAUAAAAGUAGAAACAAUCAAAAUUAAUAAUGUUUUUAAAAGUUAUUUUUUAGUGCAGUAGUAUAAAUUUAAUAUAACAUAAAAAAAAAAUUUAUAAAUUUCAAUUUCUUAUAAAUAAUAAAAAUUUUUUGAUUCUUUUUACAAGAAUAUUGUCAAGGCUUUUUACUCCUGACGAGUUUUUUUUUUAUUUUUUUAUAAAUUUUAAAGAUUUUUGUAAAAUACAACCAUGGUGAACAUAGUGGAUAGCGGAGGUAGCAACACACCGCAAGAAUUGGAAACAUUUUUACCAACUGAUGGGUCUAACGGGCUAAGAUACAAAGUGACUCCUAGAAAGGAUGUUGAAAAUGGAAAUGUUAAAGAAUUCGAUCCAUUUGCUCUUCGUGACAACCCUCACCCGACUACAGAUAAUGAAACUCUAACUCAUCUGCUAAAAGCAUCAUUGGGAACUGGAAUUCUUUCAAUGCCGAUAGCUUUUAUGUACUCUGGCAUUAUUUUGGGAUUAGGAGCAACAAUUUUUACCUCACUAAUUUGCACACAUUGUAGUUAUAUUUUAGUAAAAUGUGCCCAUAAAUUGUAUUAUAAAACGAGAAGAACUCAAAUGAGUUUUGCUGAAACUGCUGAAGUGGCAUUUAAAACAGGUCCAAAAUGGGCUAGAAAAUUUGCAUGGUUCGCGAAAUUUUUGAUAUUACUUUGCUUAUUUUUAUCAUAUUUCGGUACAUGCUCUGUAUACACAGUAAUUGUGGCAAGAAAUUUUGAACAAGUUUUGGAAUAUUUUUUCGAUCUUGAUAUAUCAAUACGUUUCCUAAUAUCUACAUUACUUGUACCGUUAAUUUUACUAUCAUGGAUUCCAAACCUAAAAUAUUUAGCUCCAGUGUCAAUGGUUGCUAAUAUAUUCAUGGCUACUGGUUUAGGAAUAACAUUCUAUUAUUUAGUGAUGGAGAUACCACCUAUUACAACAAGAACAUACAGUAAUUUCUCAACACUGCCAGCCUUUUUCGCAAUUACUAUAUUUGCUAUGGAAGCAAUAGGUGUAGUUAUGCCGCUUGAAAAUAAUAUGAAAACUCCUCAACAUUUUGUUGGAAUAUGCGGUGUGUUAAGUCAAGGAAUGUCGGGGGUGACCUUAAUUUAUAUGUUCUUAGGGUUUUUGGGUUAUUUGCGUUAUGGUGACGAUACACGAGAAAGCAUAACACUUAAUUUACCUGUAAAUGAAGUACCUGCACAAAUAGUUAAAGUAUUUAUAGGACUAGCUGUAUAUUGUACAUUCGGUUUACAAUUCUAUGUAUGCUUGCAAAUUGUUUGGGAUGGUGUUAAAGACAAAUGCACUAAACGUCCAUUAAUGGUUAACUAUGUUAUAAGAACUGUGCUUGUAACUGCAGCCGUUGUUUUAGCUGUUGCAGUACCUUCAAUAGCACCAUUUAUGGGAUUAAUUGGUGCCUUUUGUUUUUCGAUUUUAGGUUUACUCUUGCCGGUUUUCAUAGAAAUGGUUGUGUACUGGGACGAUGGGUUUGGUAAAUACAAUUGGAUCAUAUGGAAAAAUAUUGUAAUUACUAUAUUUGGGGUUUUAGCACUAAUAUUUGGUUCACUAAGCGCUAUAAAAGACAUAAUGUUAUUGUAUCAGUAAGAGUUAAAAAAACUCAGUAAAUUAGUACGUAGAUUGCAACUAUCCUGUAAAUUUUUAAGUGAUGGAAUUAUGUUACCUAUAAUGCUGAGCAUAUUCUUAAAACAUAACAAAGCAAACCAUUAACUAAAAAUAUUAUUGUAAUAAUAAAUUUUUAAUCAAAAGUAUUUUUAAAUCAAAUUCGUCGUUAUAGAAAGCAUUAAAAAAAGACAAAAAAAAAAGUAAAAGGACAAGAAUUAGAUUGCAUGUUCAAAAAGAAAGAAGAAGUACUCAAGGAUGAAACAAAAAAUGGCACAUAAAAUAUUUAGAACGGCUAUAAUGAUAGUACCUUAAUGAUAUUUUAUUCCAUAUAACAAAAUGUACACCGUGCCUCAUAAAAAAUAAUUAGAUUAGUUUUUGAUACAUUAAAAACCGCUCGUUAAAAUUAUACGAAUAAGUCAAUUAAAUUUUUAAUUUUAAUCUAACAUUCCUUUUUAUAAUAACUGUCAAUCGCUGCCAAAUAAUCGAGUAACGAUAAUGGAAACCGAAAGACUUUUUGUUUUUUUUUGUUUUAAAUAUCUUAAAAAAAAAAAUUGUAUUAAAGUUUUUAGUCGUAGUGAUAUAUCGUAAGAUCUUAUGUAGGUAUUAUUAUUGUAAACACGCAGCAAUUUUUAUAUCAAAUACAUUGAUUUGUGUCAUCCGUGUCACAAAAAAAUCAAUGAAAGGAAAAAUGAGUGAAUGACAAAAACUAUUUUUUAACAAAGAAAAAAUGAGUGAAUAAUAAACACUUGUAGGUAUCAUUAUUUUUUUUUAAUGAUAAUACCGAAUUUUUUCCAACAUAAAUUUGCAAUGCACAAUUGCAAUUAUUUUUGACAGAUUACUUUUUAAUUAUGACACCAAAAAUUAAUGAUAGGUUUACAUAAAAGUGAAUGAUAAAAACAGUGAUGAGAGACUUCUAUUAUAAAGUUUUAAAAUUUUUAUGAUAAAUUUAAUUAAAAUAACACGUAAUCGCACGUGAUAUCUGAUCGCUAAUCACUUUCCAGUCCUAAGUACUCUUAUUAUAUAAUAUAAAUUUUUUUAAAUAAAUCCAAGUACUCAAGCCAGAUUGAGAACUAUGCCUAUAAUUUAACAUAAUCAAUAGUUUAAUUCUAAGUAAUAUCAUAUAUAAGAAGACGUAUCUUUUGUAUAUUAAUAAAAUUUAAGUUUUUUCAAGGUCGGUUCAUUGAUUGACAGUUAUGUGUAAUUAAAGCGGGAAAGAUGUUAUAUAACAAAUUUGUAAAAGAAAUGAAACCAUUGUAAUAAGUUUAACUUAAAAAAAUUUAUUAACAACAUUUCAAAACUAAAAACAUACAAAUUUAAUCGAAAUAUUUAAAUAAUUAAAUAUUUCUCUUUUUUAAAUAAAUUGUAAAGAUCGCCUAAAAUUAUCAAGGUGUGUCAUUAACUGUCGUGACAUUUAUCGUAAAAAUUGAAAACUGUUAUGUUUACAAACUCUAUUAAAACACGAACUCAAACAGUGUCACUAAAAGUCACAUCGGUUAAAAGCCUUUUAAGAGUUCGGUUGCGCAAAUAUCGAAAUAAGUUUUAAUUGAAAAUCUUAAUGGAAAUUAAAAACUUUUUAAAUUACGUUCGAAAUAAUAAAGUACCGUUUCAUUAGAAUACAUCCUUAGUACGAAAUUUCUAUAGCAAUAUAUCGAAAAAAUUACUUAAAAUGUUAUUAUUUUUACUUAUACAACUUUAAAAUAAAAAUUUCAAUUUAUUUGAUAAAAUAAAGAUUAUGAAUGUAUUGUCAUGUUAUGGUAAUUUUAGUUAGUUUAAUUUGUUAUAAUUUUUUUUUUAUCUUAAAUGAAAUUAAAAAAUUUUUUUAACAAAAAUGUCACGCUAAUUUUGAUAAAUAUAUCUACUUAUAAUUUUGAAUGUAUACAUUAAUAUAUCUACACAUAAAUUAAAAAAAAUGAGACAUAAUAUAUAAGCGUUCCAAAUUUAAAAAUAAAAAGCAGUAUUUUUUAAACAAGUAUAAAGAAAAAAUCUUGUACAAUUUUGUAAAAACUAAAAUAGUUACCAUUGUAAACUCGAAUAAGACUUAAUGCCCAAGAAAAUAAUUAAAAUGUCAUUACAGAAAAUGUGUCACGGAGGCUUUAUCUAUAAAGUACACUUUUGUGAUAGUAAUUGAUUUGCUAUUUAAAUUUAUUUUAUUAUUCCAACUAUUUUAAUUAUUCGAAUCUAAAUGAACAGAAACUCAAAAAUGAGUAAAAUACUUUAUUACAUAAUAUGUUUAAGUAUUAUAAUUUAAACAUAAGAUACGUUUAAAUAAUGGAAACUUUCUUCAUAUAACUCCAGAACAGAUGGAUGAUGUAAUCAAAGACACGAGUAAAGGCAGAAAAAUUAAAAAAUUUUUAUCUUCAAACUGGACUCAAACCAGUGACCUAGACCAAAUUAAGCUAAAAAGGUAUGAAAAAAUUGCCGACAAUUGAAGAGCGUCCCCCUAGAAAGUAAUAGGUCGCUGGAGGAGAAAAAUUUUCUAAUUUUUCUGCCUUUACUCGUUCCUUUUAUUACAUGAUACAUAUGUCCAGCAGUUGUGUGAAGAAAUUGCCAUUUGUUAUUCUUAUGAGAAUUAAUAAUAAAUUAUACAAAAAAUAAACAAUUACACAUUGUAUUGGUAAUUAGUAAUAUAAGAUACGUUAUUAUUAUUAUUAAAAUACAUUAUUAUUAUUAUUAUUAUUAUUAUUAUUAUUAUUAUUAUUAUUAUUAUUAUUAUUAUUAUUA
Molecule: messenger RNA, 4746 nt
Organism: Condylostylus longicornis
Lineage: Eukaryota; Metazoa; Arthropoda; Insecta; Diptera; Dolichopodidae
Gene: path
Product: proton-coupled amino acid transporter-like protein pathetic
Exons: 9
Coding region: 613-2007 (464 amino acids)
Biological process (GO): amino acid transmembrane transport
Cellular component (GO): vacuolar membrane
Molecular function (GO): amino acid transmembrane transporter activity
Source: RefSeq, a predicted model, not a curated record